AUGCCCGAUAACCACAGCCAUUCACUCAGGAGUUUCUACAGUGCCCCACCACUCUCUGCCGUCAUACAUAGCUCCAAUCCCCAAAGCAAUGAAGAUGGAUUUUGUUUACCCAGCGGUUUCCAUAGCAGAACCUGGCUCCUGGACAACUUUCAAGAAACAUCCAGUGAAACCACUGGUUGCCAACUGACCAACUGUGAGCAGGAUGUGCACACAAAGGACCUCUGUGCACAGUGUGCUUUCCUCCCCAGGGUUGUCCAAACAACUUCUAUUAAUUCCAGGUGCAAUGAAAGAACAACAUGCCCAUCAGGAGGUGCCUCAGCAGCACUGGAGUGUGUUUCCCAGGCUUGCCAGGCAAGAAGUAACCAGCAAAUAGGUUGUACAGUUCGGAGGUUCCAACCUGCAAGCUACAUGACAAGGGGUUUCCCACCCAAGACUUAUGUGUCAAAGAGUUGCCAAACUUUGGAAUGUGAAUAUCAUCAAUGCCAGGUUCAGAGCCAUGGAUCCAGUGGUUGCAGACCUUUGGUCUGUGUCUCACCUGGACCACAACUCCUGGAAUCUUCUUCUAGUACUUAUGAACCAACUUGCUGUGUUACUGGUGGUUUGCAGUUGUCUAGUAAGUGA
Choloepus didactylus (southern two-toed sloth) is the source of this 621-nucleotide messenger RNA. RefSeq names its product keratin-associated protein 27-1. Bases 1 to 621 code for a protein of 206 amino acids. Gene Ontology annotation, molecular function: structural molecule activity. Lineage: Eukaryota; Metazoa; Chordata; Mammalia; Pilosa; Megalonychidae. The record is from RefSeq and is a predicted model, not a curated record. Gene Ontology annotation, cellular component: keratin filament. The transcript has a single exon.